This is a messenger RNA of Panonychus citri (citrus red mite), 2268 nucleotides long. RefSeq names its product protein white-like. Gene Ontology annotation, molecular function: ATP hydrolysis activity; ATP binding; ABC-type transporter activity. The record is from RefSeq and is a predicted model, not a curated record. Lineage: Eukaryota; Metazoa; Arthropoda; Arachnida; Trombidiformes; Tetranychidae. Gene Ontology annotation, cellular component: plasma membrane. The transcript has 11 exons. Bases 159 to 2162 code for a protein of 667 amino acids.
AUCAAAAUCAUUUCGUUAUUUGCUUGAUUGUGAUCAUCAACACUUUUUCAUAACAAGUUUGUUGAUCAUUUCCAUUGGUUUGUUAAUUGUUAACUCAUUUAGGAUUACAAAAUCAGUUUAAAUUGUUUAAAUCAAAUGGAUUUAAAUCUUUAAUUGUUAUGGAUACAGUUCGUAAUAUAAUUUCACAAAAAGAUAAAUUAUUUGAGAAAUCAAAACAAUCAGUCUUAUGGAUACAAUCAAGGAAACAAGAAGUUAAAUUGUCCGGACCAAUUGAUGUUUCCUGGUUGAAUAUAAAUGCUUAUGCUAAGCAACAUUAUCUUAAUCAAUUGAUUAGUAAAUUAGGAAGUAAAUUGUCAUGGAAAGACAAUGUUAAUCUACCUCAGCAAAUAAUUAAAGAUGUUUCGGGUGAAGCAAAACAUGGCAAUAUAUUGGCGAUCAUGGGCUCAUCCGGAUCCGGAAAGACAACGUUACUUAAUUCAUUAACUGGACGCAAUUUAAAGGAUUUAAAUGUAACCGGAAGUAUUUUACUUAACGGUAAAUCAUCAACAAUUGACUUAAUCACAUCGUGUUCAGCUUAUGUUCAACAAGAUGAUCUAUUCAUUGGUAAUUUAACAGUUCGAGAGCAUCUAAUGUAUCAGGCUAAACUGCGGAUGAGUCCGGAGACAAGUAAGACCGAUAUUGAGAAACGAGUUGAUGAAGUUUUACUCGAGUUAAGUUUAAACAAAUGUGCCGAUUCAUUGAUUGGUUUGAAAGGUUCAAAGAAAUCAAUUUCGGGUGGAGAAAUGAAAAGAUUAGCCUUCGCAUCAGAGAUAUUAACUAAUCCAUCAAUACUAUUCUGUGAUGAACCAACCUCAGGAUUAGAUUCAUUCAUGGCUUAUAAUGUGAUCUCCCUGUUGAAAUCAAUGGCUCGAUCUGAGAGGACAAUUAUAAUUACCAUUCAUCAACCAUCAUCUGAAAUUUUCACUCUUUGUGAUCAAUUAAUGUUAAUUGCUGAGGGCCGAGUGGCAUUUACUGGAUCAACAAAUGAUGCAAUUAAAUUUUACUCAUCUCUAGGAAUGGAUUGUCCAACUAAUUAUAAUCCAGCCGAUUUUUUCAUUCAAAAAUUGGCAAUAAUUCCCGGUAAGGAAGUCGAUGGUCAUCAAAUGGUCAACGUAAUUUGUGAUGCGUUUGAUGAAUCAAUUUACGGUAAAACAAUUACGAAACGAUUAAAACAAUUGACAGACAAUUUACCAAUCAAUAAUUAUCAGUCUUCUUUUUUUGGUCAAUCGCUUUUCUACCGGUCAACCUAUUUGACCCAAUUUUGGGUUAUCCUUAGCCGGUCAUUCAUUUGUAAUUGGCGUGAAUACUCAGUUACAUCAACUCGAUUCAUUGAGACAAUUGUAAUCUCAUUGAUUAUGGGAUUAAUUUACUAUCAUCAGGAAUACAAUCAAGAAUCUAUCAUGAAUAUAACUGGAGCUCUCUUCAUGAUAUUGAUUAAUAAUACAAUUACUCCAGCAGUUUCUGUAGUUAAUACCUUUUGCCAUGAAUUACCAGUUUUCAUUCGUGAACAUAAUAGUGCAUUGUAUCGGGUUAAUAUCUACUUUAUUUGUAAGACAAUUGCUGAAUUACCAUUUUUCUUGAUUCUACCUUCAAUUUCAUUAACAAUUUGCUACUGGAUGAUUAACCUUAAUCCAAUUGUAUCAAGAUAUUUCACCAGUCUUGCUUGUAUUGUGUUAAUUAGCAAUGUAUCAACAUCAUUUGGCUAUUUGAUUGGUUGUUAUUGUCGAUCAUUAAAUGUUGCUCUUUCAAUUGCUCCAGCGGCAAUUUCAUCACUAUUAAUAUUUGCUGGUCUUCCAAUCAAUCAAAGAUCGAUUCCUAAAUAUCUCGCCUGGGGCAAGUAUCUUUCUUGGCCUUUCUAUGGGAAUGAGAUUCUGGUUGUUAAUCAAUGGAAAGGAGUUAAAAAUAUCUCUUGUCCUUAUUGGCUUAAUAAUCGUUACAUAACCUCAACACCCUUUGGUCAUCAGAUAAUUGAUUGUACCGUUACUGGGGAAGGAGUAAUUAACAAAUUGUCAUUUUCCAUUGCUAAUGUUAACUUUAAUUUUCUCAUGUUGUUUGUAUUAAUUGUUGCCUUUCGUUUAAUAGCUUUGAUUGGUUUACAUCAUAGAGCGAGAUCAUUCAGAUGAUUUAGUUGUAUCGUUAAUUGUGAUUCUCUGUAAUUGAACAAUUGGUUUACGAAAACUCACUUUUUAUUUAUCAUUAAAAUUGUGAUCAUGAUCAUUUUGUUUACUA